CGCAUCGCGAUAGCUGGUUUCUUGCACCGGAAACAGGAAGUGGUGUCUCGACUCAGCCGAGUGCAGCAGAAAAGGCAAACUAGUCGGCUGUGAAAGACAAUUUGGAAUUUUACUGUGACUGUUUUAACACUGUUGCUUAGUGUUUGUAACAUCCGCAGGGAUGAGUCUCCAGUGGACAGCGGUGGCCGCCUUCUUAUACGUGGAGGUCUUCUUGGUCCUCCUCUUGUGUAUUCCCUUCAUUUCUGCUAAGAGGUGGAACAGCGUCUUCCGGUCUCGGCUGGUCCAAACCAUUGCCUUAUAUGGAAACACUUCCUUUAUGGUGGCCAUGGCCAUCCUGGUCUUCCUGCUCAUUGACGCCUUCCGCGAGGUGAGGAAGUACAGCGUGACGGAGAAGGUGGACCUGAGCAACAAUCCAACAGCCGUCGAGCACAUUCACAUGAAGCUCUUUCGAGCUCAAAGAAAUCUUUACAUCGCGGGUUUCGCUCUCCUGCUCUGUCUGUUGCUGCGUCGUCUGGCCACGCUUCUCUCCCAGCAGGCCUUGCUGAUGGCGUCUAACGAGGCGUUCAAGAGGCAGGCGGAGGGCGCGAGCAAAGCCGCCAAAAGCUUCAUGGAGGAGAACGAAGUGCUGCAGGGCAAACUACGAGACGCCGGCGUUGAGGUACCCGAGGCGGGCAAAAAAGGAGGCGGAGUCCAGGAAGAGAACAAGACUCUAAAGGGGGAAGUGAAGUCUUUGAAGGAGGAACUGGAAGCCACCCAGAAAGCGCUGCACAAGUCGGAUGGUGACGUUCGUGCCAUGAAAAAGCAAGCUGGAAACUUAACGGUGGAAUACGACAGACUACUGGACGAACACAGCAAACUGCUGGCCAGCGGCGACAAAAAGUCAGACUGAGGUGGACGACGAAGGUCUGCAUCCUGUUGACGCCGUCCUCAUCGUCGUGGCCCUCUACGGUGUGUGUGAUGUCACUUCCUGUCGGCUCGCUUCCAUCUUUAAAGACGGUUUGUUUCCCACUGAGGAAUCUUUUCAAAGUAAGACUUCGAGCCACAAGUUGACUCUCUCAGCUCUCAUGUAGUUUAGCAUCACUUAUUAGCAUGGCGGGCUUAUGUUGUUUAUUCACGUUGUUAUGGAAACGGCAAACACAGCACGCUGUCAAUAAACAACCUAUUGCAAA
Molecule: messenger RNA, 1169 nt
Organism: Entelurus aequoreus (snake pipefish)
Lineage: Eukaryota; Metazoa; Chordata; Actinopteri; Syngnathiformes; Syngnathidae
Gene: bcap31
Product: B cell receptor associated protein 31
Exons: 8
Coding region: 161-889 (242 amino acids)
Biological process (GO): endoplasmic reticulum to Golgi vesicle-mediated transport; intracellular protein transport
Cellular component (GO): endoplasmic reticulum; endoplasmic reticulum membrane
Source: RefSeq, a predicted model, not a curated record